Molecule: messenger RNA, 1274 nt
Organism: Leptidea sinapis
Lineage: Eukaryota; Metazoa; Arthropoda; Insecta; Lepidoptera; Pieridae
Gene: Rrp45
Product: exosome complex component RRP45
Exons: 7
Coding region: 134-1252 (372 amino acids)
Biological process (GO): nuclear mRNA surveillance; nuclear polyadenylation-dependent rRNA catabolic process; TRAMP-dependent tRNA surveillance pathway
Cellular component (GO): cytoplasmic exosome (RNase complex); nuclear exosome (RNase complex)
Source: RefSeq, a predicted model, not a curated record
UUGUACUCUUUGUACUCGGUCGGCGGUAAAUAACUAAAUAACUAGGUAUAUAACCUAAAAAGUUUUUUAUUUUGGACUUUACAAAUAAGAUUUAUAUUUAUUUAUCAUUGUCAAAAGGGGAAUAUUAAGCAAAAUGAGAGAAACGUUUAUUUCUAACUGUGAAAAAUCGUUUAUCCAAAAAAUUAUAAAUGCUGGCCAUCGGCUAGAUGGAAGAGGUUACAAUGAGAGCCGAAAGCUUAACAUAGCUUUUGGUUCUGAAUACGGCAGUUGCUUCGUAUCACUAGGUGACACAAAAGUUUUAGCUCAGGUAUCAUGUGAAGUAGUUCAACCAAAACAAAUACGGCCAAAUGAGGGCAUUCUAUACAUAAAUGUUGAAAUAAGUCCGAUGGCUGCACCACACUUCGAAACAAAUAGACAAUCUGAUCUCAAUGUUUAUCUUAAUCGAUUAAUUGAAAAAUGCUACAAAGAUUCUAAAUGCAUUGAUCUUGAAUCAUUAUGUAUUGUUGUGGAGGAAAAGGUGUGGUCAUUGAGAGUUGAUAUUAAGAUUCUCAAUCAUGAUGGAAAUUUAAUAGAAGCUGCAAGCAUAGCCACUUUAACUUCAUUAGCCCAUUUUAAAAGGCCAGAUGUAACAAGAAAUGGGGACAAGAUAGUUAUUCAUACAUUAGCAGAGAAAGAUCCUAUUCCCACUGUGCUUUACCACUAUCCUGUAUGUUUAACUUUUGCAAUAUUUGGAGAAAUUCUUUUAACUGAUCCAAGUUUUAUUGAAGAGUCUGUAUGUAUGUGUACUGCUGAAGAGGGCAACAGUGGUGGAGGUCUACUUGUUGUUGGUGUUAAUCAGUACAAGGAACUAUGCCUACUGGAUUUAAAUGGGGCAGCUAUAGACAGUCCAAAUAUUGUACACAAGGCAAUCAUUUGUGCAACAGAGAGAGGCAAAACUGUCGUUGAGUAUAUCAAGAAAUUAAUAAUUACAGAUGAUAAUAACAGACAAAAACGGGUAAAGAUCAAUUUUGCUGAUAUAAUAACUAAUAAUCAUAUACAAUCAUUAGCAAGAAAAGAUUUAAGUAUAUGCCUGAAAAACUACAAUGUUAAUGAUGUUAAGACUGAAGAUGUUGAGGAAAUGGAGGAUGAAGAAGAUGUUAAGGAAAUAAGUAAAUAUGAUGUUGUGAAGUCACAUCCCCAUACAGCUGAAGUUAAAUUGAAGACAGGGACAUCUGCUUGGAUUGAAAUAUCAUCAGAAUCAGACGAAGGUUAAUAAAAAAGAUAUUGAUUGAUAA